Molecule: messenger RNA, 1410 nt
Organism: Doryrhamphus excisus (bluestripe pipefish)
Lineage: Eukaryota; Metazoa; Chordata; Actinopteri; Syngnathiformes; Syngnathidae
Product: glycerol-3-phosphate dehydrogenase [NAD(+)], cytoplasmic-like
Biological process (GO): glycerol-3-phosphate catabolic process; carbohydrate metabolic process
Cellular component (GO): cytosol
Molecular function (GO): NAD binding; protein homodimerization activity; glycerol-3-phosphate dehydrogenase [NAD(P)+] activity
Source: RefSeq, a predicted model, not a curated record
GGGCGUGUUCCUUGUAGUGUAAGAAGUCAGUGAUGGCUGCUGCCAAGAAAGUCUGUGUGGUGGGCUCCGGAAACUGGGGUUCGGCCAUUGCCAAGAUCGUGGGUGCCAACACAGCCAAAAAUGACAAGUUUGAAACGGUGGUCAACAUGUGGGUCUUUGAGGAGAUGGUGGACGGUCGCAAGCUCACGGAAAUCAUCAAUACAGAUCACGAGAAUGUCAAAUAUCUGCGCGGUCACAAGCUUCCCCCCAAUGUGGUGGCUGUCCCAGACUUGGUCGAGUCUGUGAAGGGAGCCGACAUCCUGAUGUUUGUGGUCCCUCAUCAGUUCAUCAUCAGAGUGUGCGACACCAUCAAAGGCCACAUCAAGAAAGACGCUCACGGUGUGUCACUCAUCAAGGGCGUAGACGCCAGUCCAGAGGGUCUGAAACUGAUCUCUGAGGUCAUCCGAGGGAAGCUGGACAUAAGCAUGUCGGUGCUGAUGGGAGCAAACAUCGCCAGCGAGGUGGCCGAGGAGAAGUUCUGUGAAACAACCAUCGGCUGCAAAGACAAAGCCCAUGGACCAAUACUGAAGGAAUUGAUGCAGACCUCUACCUUUCGCGUGACCGUGGUCGAGGAAUCAGACGUGGUGGAGAUCUGCGGGGCGCUCAAGAACAUUGUGGCGGUGGGAGCAGGCUUCUGCGACGGCCUGGGUUUUGGCGAUAACACCAAGGCAGCGGUGAUCCGUCUUGGCCUGAUGGAGAUGAUCGCCUUCGCCAAGUUGUUCUGCACCAACUGUCCCGUCUCGGCCAGCACCUUCUUGGAGAGCUGCGGUGUGGCUGACCUCAUCACCACCUGCUAUGGUGGACGCAACCGCAAGAUUGGGGAAGAGUUUGCCAAAACGGGAAAAACCAUCGAGCAGUUGGAGAACGAGCUACUGAACGGUCAGAAGCUUCAAGGACCAGCCACUGCAACUGAAGUGCACCAAAUCUUGAAGCAGAAAAACAUGGUGGACAAGUUCCCGCUUUUCACUGCUGUCCACCGGAUCUGUUUCAACAGCCUCCCUGUGGCAGAAUUCAUCAACUGUCUGCAGAACCACCCCGAGCACAUGUAAAGGACUGCUGCUACUGAUGAUGGUGAUGAUGAGACUCUCACUGUGGAGCUGCUACUGUAUGCGGCGAGUAAGGUGAUUUCUCAAACAGAGCGUGAGUGUUAAACUACUGUUAUCGCUGUUACAUAACACCUCUGUGGCCUUUUGCUGAAUAGAAAGGCCAAACGUUGUUGCAUAAACCGUUAACCUCCAAAGAAUUACUACACCGCCGACGCACAAAACCUAUGCCCAGUUGCACAAAAUUCAUACUUUUCUCAAGUGCCUUCAUUUGUUCUCUAUGCUUGUUGACAUUAUUUAUUUGGGAAUAAACCAUAGAACUCUUUUC